AUGCUUGUCAGAAGUCUAUCACGAAGACUAUGGAGCACAUUACGUUAUCAAAAAAGGUUUCUAUCUUCUGAACCAGCAAAACCACAACAGGAUGUCAAUUAUGGAGUGGAACCAAUUCAGUCAGAAGCCCUAGAUAAGGAUAUAUGCCUGCUAGUGGAUGAAAAGGACAAUUUCAUUGGCACCGCAACAAAACGGGAGUGUCACAAGGUUGCAGACGAUGGCAGUAUCUUGCUACAUCGCGCCUUCAGUGUAUUCCUCUUUAACAAAAGAGGGGACAUGCUCUUGCAAAGGAGAGCAAGUCAGAAGGUCACAUAUCCAGACUAUUACACGAACGCUUGCUGCAGCCAUCCUCUGUACAUAGAUGAAAAACCUGAAGAUAUUAUCACAGCUGCUAGACGCAGAAUGAACUACGAGCUGGGUAUCCCUCUAAAUCAAAUGGAUCCGAAACUGUUCACGUUCCUAACGCGCGUGCAUUACCACGACCCUGGAGAUGGCGUAUGGGGCGAGCAUGAGAUCGACCACAUCUUAUUCUUCCAGGGUGAAGUCAGGGUCAAGCCAAACUCCGACGAGAUAUCCGAAUACUGUUUUGUCCCUAAAAACGAAUUUAAUUCGUUCAUACCGACCCUCGAAGGACCUUUGACUCCGUGGUUUAACAUGAUUCGCCGCCAUCGACUGAAGCUCUGGUGGGACAAUCUUCAUCGCAUUAAGGAACUCGCAGAGCCCGACAAAAUAAACAAAUUCCUUAACGAAAAAUAA
Molecule: messenger RNA, 756 nt
Organism: Parnassius apollo (apollo)
Lineage: Eukaryota; Metazoa; Arthropoda; Insecta; Lepidoptera; Papilionidae
Source: the annotation of a GenBank genome assembly